Molecule: messenger RNA, 1764 nt
Organism: Hordeum vulgare subsp. vulgare (domesticated barley)
Lineage: Eukaryota; Viridiplantae; Streptophyta; Magnoliopsida; Poales; Poaceae
Product: epsin-3-like
Exons: 4
Coding region: 666-1454 (262 amino acids)
Biological process (GO): endocytosis
Cellular component (GO): endosome; plasma membrane; clathrin vesicle coat
Molecular function (GO): phospholipid binding; clathrin binding
Source: RefSeq, a predicted model, not a curated record
ACGGGGGACGCGCCACGAGUAGUACCCGGCCGGCACCACGCCACCACGUACUACGUACGCCAUCCAUCCUGCCCGCCCGCCCGCACCACGGGUUUUCAAAAUUCAAAGGCGCUGCCGUCCCGUCUGCGUCCGCCGGUUGACGUUUCGCCACUCCACUCGCUGCCUGCCGAACGGUCCGAAGCCGCUGGAAAACAAGAAGGCGCAGGGGGAUCCACGUCCUACCAGCGGAUGGAGCGCAUCCCGUCCGCCACUCCCGCCGGCCACUACUCCCGGUCCAUUUUUGCCUCCUCCCAGUCUCCGUCUCUGCGUCACUAGCGCUCGCGCUCGCGCUCGGAAGAGAGAGAGAGAGAGAGAGAGAGGAGUGGUUGCGCGCCCAUCGGCCCCGUACCGCUUGUUGGCUUGCGCCCGCCCUUGUGCGGAGUGGAGUGGUUGCUGCUUUUGCCCGUCGCCAUUGCCGGCGUCGGGGUGCGGGCGGGCGGGCGGGCGGACUCACCCACGCGCGGGUGACGGGAGUGACGUGACGGCACUCUGCGCGUCGCCUUGUUAUAUCCACCCCGCACCGCACCGAUCCGAUCCUCCUCGGCGGCAGCCAGCGAGAGGUCCAGACUCCAGAGGCCCAAGGGUGAAGGAAGAGCGGGGAAUUUCGUACGAGCGCGUGGCCGGCCAUGGACGCGCCCUUCUUCCACGAGCUCCGGCGGCAGGCCUCCUCCUACCUCACCGGCAAGAUCCGCUCGGCGCGGCUCGCGCUCACCGACGUCACACCGACGCAGCUGAUGACGGAGGAGGCGACGAACGGGGACGCGUCGCCGCCGAGCGCCAAGACGAUGAGCCUCAUCGCGCGGGAGGCCUUCGAGAUCGACGAGUACCUCAGGAUCUCCGACAUCCUCCACAGCAGGCUGGCGACGUUCGACCGGAGGCAGUGGCGGGAGCCGUACAAGGCGCUGCUGCUGCUGGAGCACCUCCUGACGCAAGGCCCCCGCAGCGUCGCCCUGGAGUUCCAGAAGGACCGGGCCGUCAUCCAGCAGAUGGCCGCCUUUCAGCACAUCGACGAGCGAGGUUUCAACUGGGGCCUGACGGUGAAGGGCAAGUCGGAGCGGGUGCUGAAGCUGCUGGAGCGGGGCCCGUUCCUGGAGGAGGAGCGCGAGCGGGCGCGCAAGGUGGCGCGCGAGAUCAAGGGCUUCGGCAGCUUCAACCUCAGCAGCAGCGGCGGCGGCGGCGGCGGCGGCGGAAGCACAUCGCGCGCGGCGCCGCAGACGUACGGGCGCAGCCACUCGCGGUACGAGGACCGACCGUGGAAGGCGGAGGACGGCGAGGAGGAGGACAAGGAGAACCUGGUGUCCCGGCCCGACCCGAGGAGCGCGCGCGAGGAGGCGGAGGAGCGGCACCACCGCCACCCGUUCCACGGCUUCGCGCAGCAGCGGCAGCCGGAGGCGAUGCUGCUGCUCAGCCAGUGACCGAGGCUCGCCGCCGCCGCUGCUCAGCCAGUGAUCGAGACUUGGGAGAGGGAUGAGCGCCGUCGCCUCCCCCCCUGAACUGUACUCUGUAUGUCUGUGUCUGUCAGCGUGUGAUCUGAAUCUGAAGAAGAAGAAGGAAAGCGCGUGCGAGGUCAGUGGUUUGCUGACGUUGCCGAAUGCUUAGCUCUGUUCUUCCUCUCUCGUGUUAUGCUUGUACAGUCUCUUGAUCCCUCCUUCAGCAAACCGUGGCCGUCUGAACUGUUCCUGAGUACAUGAAUGAACACGUAAUAAGAAUUCUGAACUUGACAAA